CGUCAUCCACUGGUGACGCAGCAGGCAUGACCAAGCACCUUCAACAGAACUGUAGAAAAUGAAGUAUACUUUAAAUUUGCUCGUAUUGCUCGUGCAUUUACUCGCGUAUGAACUGUUUAUUUCUUUUGCAGGUGUGUCUGAUGAAGGCACAGAUGGAGGGUCAGUCUCUGUGAUGGAGGGAGAUUCGGUUACUUUACUAUGUCUUAUGGAAAAACAACAACAAGAAAACAUUAUAUGGCCUUUUAAUAACAUUGCUAUCGCUGAAAUCAAUGGGGACCCCAGUAAGAUCUGUACAGAUGUGCGUUGUGUUAAUCGUAAAAAGAGAAUCAGAGACAGACUGAAGCUGGAUCAUCAAACUGAAUAUCUGUCCAUCAGAAACAUCAGAACCACAGACUCUGGACCUUAUGAUGCAUGGAUCUCCAGCGAAAACCGCGGCGGUGGAGGAGCCUAUGUUGCUCGUGGUUUGUCUGAUGUUGAUAAAGAUGAAGUGUCAGUGGUGGAGGGAGAUUCAGUCACUCUACAGACUAGUGUAAAAACAAACCAACAAGAAAAAAUUAAAUGGUAUUUUAAUGACAUUCGAAUCGCUCAAAUCACUGGAGAUCACAGUAAGAUCUGUACAGAUGUUCAGUGUAAUGAAGGAACUGAGAGAUUCAGAGACAGACUGAAGCUGGAUCAUCAGACUGGAUCUCUGACCAUCAGGAACAUCAGGACCUCAGAUGCUGGAUUUUAUAAACUACAGAUCAUCAACAGCAGAAUCAGUAUCAUGAAGAGAUUUAGUUUUACUGUUGCAAGUACAUCUGGUGUUGGUACAGAUGAAGUGUCAGCAUAUAUGAUGAAGGGAGAUUCAGUCAUUCUAAAUACUAAUGUUAAAAAAAAAAAACAAGAAAAGAUUAAAUGGUUUUUUAAAAACAUUUGUAUAGCUCAAAUCAAUGGAGAUCUCAGUGAUUUCUAUCCAGAUGUUAAGUGUUAUGUAGGUACUGAGAGAUUCAGAGACAGACUGAAGCUGGAUCAUCAGACUGGAUCUCUCACCAUCAUGAACAUCACGACCACAGACUCUGGACUUUAUCAUCUAAAGAUCAUCAGUGACUCAUACAGCAUCAGGAAGCGCUUUAGUGUUUUUGUUCGUGAUGUUCCUGCUGCAAGACAAGAUAAAAUGAGAAGAAAAUAUCAGGGAGAAUCUGUUACUUUAGAUCCUGGGGUAAUAAAAUUUCCAAAUGAUGUGAUGACGUGGUAUUUUUCUCAUCGCAUUCUCAUCGCUGAAAACACUGGAGAUCAGAGUAAGAUCUGUACAGAUGAUCAAUGUGAGGAGAGAUUCAGAGACAGACUGAAGCUGGAUCAUCAGACUGGAUCUCUGACCAUCGCAAACAUGAGGACAUCAGACUCUGGACUCUAUAAACUAACAAUCACCAACAUCAGAUUCAAUAUAAUAAAAAGCUUCACUGUUUCUGUCACUGAUGGAGGUUUGCGGCCAUGUAUCGACUACAGAGCCCUGAACAAGAUAACUCAGAAGUUUCGCCAUCCUCUUCCCCUCAUCCCAGCAGCCCUAGAACAUCUCCGUGGUGCCACUGUAUUCUCCAAGUUGGACCUCCGCAGUGCGUAUAACCUCAUCCGGAUACGCGAGGGGGACGAAUGGAAAACCGCCUUCAUCACCCCUACUGGCCACUACGAGUACUGCAUGAUGCCGUAUGGGCUAGUAAACGCCCCCUCCGUAUUCCAGGAUUUCAUGCAUGAGGUGCUCCGGGAUUUCCUCCAUCAAUUCGUCCUAGUGUACAUCGAUGACAUCUUGAUAUAUUCCCGGAGCCAGGCCGAACAUCGACGCCACGUUGCGGAGGUCUUGCAACGCCUGAAGGACUUCCAG
Carassius carassius (crucian carp) is the source of this 1858-nucleotide messenger RNA. RefSeq lists its product as uncharacterized. The record is from RefSeq and is a predicted model, not a curated record. The transcript is spliced from 6 exons. NCBI's taxonomy places the organism in Eukaryota, Metazoa, Chordata, Actinopteri, Cypriniformes, Cyprinidae. The annotation marks the transcript as partial.